Messenger RNA from Dermatophagoides pteronyssinus (European house dust mite), 543 nucleotides. Its product is annotated as histone-lysine N-methyltransferase SETMAR-like. Gene Ontology annotation, cellular component: site of double-strand break; nucleus; condensed chromosome. The record is from RefSeq and is a predicted model, not a curated record. Gene Ontology annotation, molecular function: double-stranded DNA binding; single-stranded DNA endonuclease activity; histone H3K36 methyltransferase activity. Gene Ontology annotation, biological process: DNA double-strand break processing; mitotic DNA integrity checkpoint signaling; DNA integration. NCBI's taxonomy places the organism in Eukaryota, Metazoa, Arthropoda, Arachnida, Sarcoptiformes, Pyroglyphidae.
UUUCGAAAGCAUUUUUUUUUCUUAUUUUUUGUUCGUUUUUUUUCCAACAAAAAAUACGAAAACAACUUCGAUUUUCAAUGCUUUAUUGGUUUCGGGCACAUGGCAACGCAACAAGGGCAACACUCGAAAUCAAUAAAGCUUAUCCCAGACGUUGUGACAUCUCGAACCUGUCAACGAUGGUUCAAGCGAUUCAGAGAAGGUGAUUUCAGUCUUGAAGAUAAACCGAGAUCUGGAAGACCUCAAGAGGUUAGUAAUGACGAAUUAUUGAAAGUUGUGGAAGAAAAUCCACGAGUAACUACUGAAGAAUUGGCGAUAAUGUUUGAUUGUUCGAAUUCGACAAUAUUCGAACAUCUUAAGUCGUUGGGCAAAAAAUGCAAAGCUGGUCGGUGGGUCCCACACACUUUGACGGCAAACAAUCGUGCACAGCGUUUAUCAAUCUGCACUUCUUUGUUGCUUAAAACAAAGAAGCAAACCGUAUCUUGAUCGUUUGGUAACUGGGGACGAAAAAUGGGUGCUUUAUGAUAACGUUGAAAGCUACCGACA